AUGGCUGUCAACAUCUAUAAUCCUUAUAGUGAUGAACCUAAGGUGUUUCCCAAUCAUGGUGCUGCAAUCAACACCUUUCUAAAUUUUAAAGAAUUGGCAACGUCAGAGAGAUCAAAAAAUAUGAUGACAAGAGAUGAAUUCACCGAGAAAAGAAUAAAGAAGUUGGAGAAAAACUUACUAAAGGGAAAAAUGGAAAAUAGGGUAAAGGAAAUUACGAAUGAGAUGCAUGAAGUGUUGAAUAGAAAAACUAUUUCCUUAGACAUGAAGCCUUACGAUCUCAAAGAUCUAAGUUACGUGAUCAAGAAGAACCUUGAACUGGUAUGUGAAGCAAUGAAAAAGAAUGUUGGCAAUGAGGGGUCUACAUCCAAUGUCCCUCAAUCCACGCCUUCAACAACAAUGACUUCUAUGAUGCCUUCAUCAAUUAUAGAUCCUCCAUUAUAUGCUUCAGUGCCUUCUCCAAUGACACCACAAAUGAACCUUUCAGAGGAGAUCCCCCCAAUGGGUACAUUAAUUCAAAUGAAUAACUCCCAGAACUACUCUAGUGACAUUCAAGAAAGUCCUUCAUUGAUUGAGUUACUAAAUUGGAAUAAUGAUGAUGUCGUGACUUUGCUGGAUGACAUAUCACUAAACAAUAUUAAUGAACAAGAUCCAAACCCCACCAAUAUUAUAUAA
Molecule: messenger RNA, 672 nt
Organism: Solanum stenotomum
Lineage: Eukaryota; Viridiplantae; Streptophyta; Magnoliopsida; Solanales; Solanaceae
Product: agamous-like MADS-box protein AGL80
Exons: 1
Coding region: 1-672 (223 amino acids)
Source: RefSeq, a predicted model, not a curated record